Molecule: messenger RNA, 6737 nt
Organism: Klebsormidium nitens
Lineage: Eukaryota; Viridiplantae; Streptophyta; Klebsormidiophyceae; Klebsormidiales; Klebsormidiaceae
Source: the annotation of a GenBank genome assembly
GCCGAGCUCCUUGAUGAUCAAUCUGAACAACUCAACGCACAGUCUUCUGAUGCAAACCACCACUUUGAGAUUCCAGCUGCGUCUUACACUGCACGGGGCGUCAUCUCUGAGCAAUCGCACGCCAGCCGGACUCACAAGAUUAGUGGUGAGGAAGAAAGGCAGGAGGUAGUGGUGGAGGUUGAGGAGCCCUUUGGGGCUGCCCUCACGCAGAAGCAAGAAGCGGCGGAGCCUACAUUCAAGCUGGAGAACAAGGGUGAUGCAAAAGCUGAUGUUCUCUUGUUAGAUGGAAACUCAGCUGACCAAUCUCGUGAGGAUGAUCAGACACUUUGGAAGGCGUCAAGCUGGCACUUUGUUAAGGGAAGGGACACAGAGGUAGUUGAGAAGGAUGUAGAAGGAAAGUCUAAUCACCAUGAAUCCAACUGGCAGUUGGUGCCGGAUAGAAUCCCCAGAAGCAGCAACAAGACACCUGCAAGUGACACUGCAUACACUAUUGCGCUUGGCAAGUCUAGCGAACUCCUGCCGGAUGUCAUCUUGUCCUCAAGGCAGACAAGGGGUCUACUGGCCACAGAGAAGACGGUGGCAAGCUACAGCGAAUUGACAAAUGGGGUGAAUACCAAUGGGUACGCUACUUUGAGAUUGAUAGCCUCGUUUGCAAUCACAGGGAUGGUCAGUAUCAGCAGGAAUCUGACCAUCAAAAGCGACACCUCUCUUUGCGGUGGGCGUUGCACGAUAUCUGGAAGCAAAAGCUACCAAAUCUUCCAGCUCUCUGGUUCGAUUACUGUUACCUUCCAAGACCUGAUUCUCUCCUCUGGGUACGGAGUGGGGAACAGCGAUGCAGGAGCCAUCCUUACUUAUGGAGCUGCCUCCGCCUCCUUCACCAACGUAAACUUCACCGGAAACGCUGGGCAGAGAACAGCAGGGGCCGUGAACCUAGGUGGCUCGGGUUAUCUUGGUUUUUUCUACUGCUCGUUUGAGGGCAAUACGUGUUCGAGCGCCAUUCUCAACUCGCUGUGCACGGGAGCUGCCCUGAGCAUCACUGGUGGCGGCGGGAAAGCUCUCUUUUGGCGGUGCACGUUUUCCAACAACAUCGGCGGAAUUGCCAGCCUGAGCAGCGGAACUGCGGAAGACCUGGCGAUCGACACGAGUAGCUCAAAUCCAACCAUCUACAUCUGCCCCUCUACGACCUCAGUGAUCAUCGGCAACAAUGCGGGGAACGUCGUCUAUCAGCCCUGUUGGAACACAUUUGUUUUUAACAUCAACUGUCAGAAGGGGGGGUUCACGAACAACAUUUCCGCCGCUCUGGGGGGGUGCCAGAACCUGUCCACCGUGGCUGCGGUAGGGGGCGUGAAAGUGGUGAAGGGCCCCGGGGGGCACGCGCUCGCGCAGGUCACGGCGACGCUGCAGGCGUACUGGCCGACCAGCGUGACGUCAGCGUUUCAGACCCAGAUGAACGCCAGUUACGCCACGUGUCUCAACCAGCAAGCAAAUGCUGACGUCCGCAGCUGUCGGUACCUCCCACCGGGCUCGGAUCAACUGAGCCCUCUCGCCGCCACCUUACUGAGCCUUAACGCAACUGCGGGGACGUUACGCCCCACAUUCCAGCCGACAGUGACUGCCUACUCGCUGCCGGUCAACAGAUCUUUGACCAACGUCACCUUAAGCUUCGCGCCCUACGACCCGUCCGGGUCAACGCUACGCGUACUUAACCCCUCAAGUAACCCGGUUUUUGACUCCCAACUCAACGGCACCUUGGAGCAAACAGUCAUUACAGUCGACUUGACCUCGAUCUCAGUAGGCGUUCCAGUAACUUAUAAGGCCGUCAUUAUGGCUUGGGACGGGAUUACGGUCAACACGUAUACAGUUAGCCUGACCCGCGUUCCUAACCGGGACGCAUCUCUCCAAUUCAUCGCAACCAGUCCCAGCCAGAUCGACCCUCCUUUCGCCACGUGGACAACCGUAUACGCCACCAACGUGACCUAUACGAUAACGUCGUUUGCCAUAAGAGCGCUGACGAACGACGCGUUUGCAAGCGUGGUUAUCGGUAACCCCAGCAGUUACGGACCCCCGACAGCUGGCAGCGGGUCAACAAGCCUGAUGUUAUCCUACGGAAUAAACCGGAUCCCGAUUACCGUAACGGCGGAGGACCCAACCGUUGUGCUAACCUACACAGUUUUUAUAACCCGUUUUCCGGACCCGACGAUCCCCCUCGUCUGGUAUCUGAGCGGGCCCCCUGCGGCGACGCAAAAGAUGACGUCAACAUUGACGUACACGGGCGCGGUGAAUGGAGGGGCGUGCGCAGCGUGCACGUACAUGUGUCUGCUAGACGGCGUAGAUAUGGUCGCGUCGCAAUGCCCAGUCGCAACAGCGCCCACAAUCCAAAACGGACUCGUCGCCUUCUCGUCGACGUUUGGCGUCAACUCCGACGGGAAUUACACCCUGCACGUGUGGGCGAAAACCAUCACCGGGAUUACCGGCGACCCGGUCGACUACACGUGGCAGGUCGACACGGCGCCACCUGUCGCCGUCGUAACCAGCGGGCCCGUCGCGGGGUUGAACAUGACAAGCGGGGACCUGAGGACGAGCAGUCAGAACGCGUUCUUUAUGUUUCGGGGGACCGAUAACGGCGCCGCUUUUUGCGGUGGCUGCACGUAUCUUUGCCAGGUGGACGCCACUGGUUGGUGGCCGUGUGAUGCGGAGCGCGGGAUCGGGUACGGCGGGUUCGGGAGGGGGCGGCAUGAGUUUAAGGUCUCUGCUACGGACGCUGCCGGGAACGUCCAAAUCGUCCCGACCUCUCUCUUCUGGACGAUUGACUACACGCCUCCUUAUAUCGCCAUAACCUCUCCCCCGCCCCCCCGGACCGCCAACGAAACCGUCCAACUCGCCUUCUGGGGGGGCGCCUUUGGCUCUUCAACGGCCCCCUGCGACGGGUGUGAAUACGCCUGCCAGCUGGACGGGGGUAUUCCCAUCGACUGCGACUCCCCGGUUGUGUUUGAGGACCUGACGGAAGGCUGGCACUUUGCGACGGUUGUAGUGACGGACCGUGACGGGGCGUCAAUCAGCAGUGCCAGCUGCGACUGGACCGUCGAUCUGACGGGACCAACGGCACAGAUUCGCUACCCGCCGCCUGAUCCCACCCCCGCGCCGAAUGCGUUCUUCAGGCUUUACGGGUUCGACAACGGCACCGACUGCGCCUACGCCUGCUCCUUCUUCUGCUCCCUCGAUUCCGCUCCGUUCCUUCCGUGCUCCUCCUCCAACGGAACCAACACCUACGCGGUCGACUCCCUCGCGGCGGGCGACCACUCCUUCUCCGUAUACGCUAUCGACGCGGUCGGGAACGCGGGCCAAUCGGGGACUUACACGUGGAACAUCAACCCGUGGCUCCCGACAGGGUUCGUGCUCAGCGGCCCAAACACGGCGGUUCCCGUCAAGAACACGAGCGCGGAAUUCGAUCUCGCUGCGAAGAUCGUCGGGGUUAGCUGUACGGCUUGCAGCGUCGGGUGUUCGCUGGACGGAGGGCCGGAGACCCCUUGUAGCAGCUUGGCGCCGUUGCAGUUCAAGGGGCUGGCGGACGGCGAACACAGCCUGGUCCUGCUUGUGAGCGAGCCGAGCGGCAACUCGUCCUACUCCCAGGCGUACGUUUGGAAAGUCGACACGACCCCCCCCGUCCCUGCUAUUAAAACAGCCCCCCCCGUCGUGACCGCCGCCAAACAGGCCAGCUUCGCAUUCAGCGCAACGGACAACACCGCUCCGGGAGGGGGGGCGUGUCGGCAGUGCAUGUAUAGUUGCGCGCUAUUUCCGGUGACGAAUUUGACGACGUGCGGUAACGGCACGGGCACAACGUUCAGCGGUUUAGGCGUCCCGGGCAAAGUCACAACCUACACGUUCGUCGUCCAAGCCACAGACCCCGCCGGCAACGUCAGCCCCGCCCUGUCCACGUCAUACAAUUUCACCGUCAACCUCGCGCCGCCAAAGGUCGCCAUUCAGAGCGCGCCACGUGUCACCAACCAGACCACGGUCGCGCUUAACCUGACCGCGUCCUCAUUUGGGGGUGCCCAGAGCUGCCCCGACUGCGACUUCCUCUGCAAAUUGGAUAACGCCACGUGGCAGAGCUGCGUCCACGUGGCCAACAGCGGCGCGCCGAGGAUCACCUCCGGGGGGGUAAACUUUACGCUGUCCAGUUUGGGGGGUGCCGCGAAUGCUGCCCCGCAGCCGGGGCAGGGAGUUUCCACGCAGAGGUUACUCUUAGACAGCGUGGGUUUGCAGGCAAACCCCGCGGUUAGUGACCAGACGAACGCGGUUACGCUGGACCCUAGUCCGAUCGCCCAGUAUUACGAGUGGCUCCACUCUUUGUCGAGCCAGCAUUCGAACACUGUAGCAGGUUCUCUUUUUGAAGUUUCGGGGGGAGAGGAUUCUAGUCCGCCUCCGAUGACGUCAGACGAAAACCCUGUUACCCGGUCACAAGGCGCCGCGGUUCUUUUAGCCACGUCCCCCCCACCUCCGCCGCCGGUUCCAGUAAGCGCAAGCUCCCCCCCGGCGGCAGCAUCCGCCUCUUUCGACAAUAGCACAGGGUCUCUGGUUCUUUUCCUCUCGGGACUAAGCCCUGGGCCCCAUACGUUACUCAUCAACGCAACGGACAGCCUAGCUAACAGCAAUGUAACGGCGAUCCAGUGGUCGGUGGAAGUAGACCCUCCAACCGGGAAACUAACGGUCGCAGAGACUGUGAACCAGAACCCAUUUGCUGUCGAUCUUGUGUUCGACAAAGUGUGCGUCUUUCCGACGCUCGCCAACGCGAGUUCCGGCUCCGGAAAAGCGUUUCCGGCCGGUUGGAACGGCGGAAUCCGGCUGAGCGCCGGAGCGCAGUUGGUGGGCUUUGGGCCCCGCAACGCCAGCAGCGCGUAUACGCUACUAAUCCGGUCCAUAAGCGAUGGGCCCGUGACGGUGUCGCUCCUUCAGCAAAGCUGCUUUGACGGGGCCGGGAAUGGCAACCGGCCAAUCACAGUGCGGACGUAUCUCGACUCAACCGCCCCCACCGUCUCUCUGUCCGUCGACGCAAACCCCCUCGGCAGCGCGAGCGGCGUUUUCGUCGCCAACUGGAGCCCCAUCACUUUUCAAGCACAGAUGAGUGAGGCGGUGGUUGCCCCUGACGGCUGGAAAGCGCUCCUUUCGAACGGGCAAGCCGGCGACCUCCAGAUCCUCAAAACCAGUCCCUUCAUCGGGUCCUCGAACAGCACCACUGGUCCCACUGCCGUCAGUUUCACAGCCACCCCCUUCGCUGAGGGCUGGGUGAACCUUUCCGUUCCGGUGGGGGUGCUGACGGACUGGGCCGGAAACGGAAACGCCGCGUCAAACCAGAUUGCCAUCCUAUAUGACGUCACCGCACCCCAGGCCACCCUCAGCAGCAACGUCAGCGCCACGUCAGCACAGGCCUCGUUCGCCGUCCGCAUCUCUUUCAGCGAGCGCGUGGCGCAGUUCACGGGCGCAUCCAUCAUGACCUCCGGGGGAUCCCUCGCGUCCUUUGCUGACGUCAGCGGCGACGGCACCCUGUACACGGCCGUGGUUAGCACUAACCAGGGCCAAACCGUGACGAUUCAGCUGAGAGACGGGGCCGCCACGGACCUCGCUGGGAAUCCGAGCGUGGCGUCCAAUGCGAUCACAACACGUGGCGUGGAUAUUGUGACUGCACCAGCCGCGAAAGCCGGUCUUUCCGCCACGUGGAUAGCCGGCAUCGUUCUGGUUUCCCUGGCGUCAAUCGUGGGCAGCGUCGCCGCCUACAUGUACCUGAAACGGAAGCAGCAGAACGGAACGGAAGCGGAAAGCUCGAGCGAGGAAGGAACGAGUAACAGUGUGUCAGAUGGGCGGGUCUCGAGGAGGCGAACUGACACAAGCAGAAAACGACUGGCGCACCGGAAACGGUAUGAGGAGGAUUCUGCCCAAAGCCUUACCGCGAGCGAAAGUGCGGACGAGCGGACGGAACCUCGGAGGCGGAACGGAAGGGAGCGGAUAAGGGAACCGAGGGAACGGUCCGAGUACGAAUCGGAUGAGAGGAGGGGCGAGCGGAGGGAGGAGAGGUUCGACGACAAAAGAAGAGGUGGCGGAGGCUCGAAGCGAGCUGUGCGAAAUGGAGGGGAGGAGGUUGUGAGGCAUAAGAAGGCAGAAACCGGCCAGGUUAACUAUAACGAUGAGGUUAGAGAGAGAAGCCGUGAGACAGCUCAUCGAAGCCGAGACCAUGGGAGUCCAACCAGGCGACGGAAACCAGACCGCGAGCAGGAGAUCCGGCCGGAGGAUGACGAAGUUCUGACGUCACACCGUCAGCGUUCAAGCAGAAAGGGAAGGCCCCUCCGGGAAGAGGAGGUUUACGCGGAAGAAGGCGACGCCCCGACGUCACCUCGUCGUCACGUGAAUAGUAAAAGAAGGCCCGAUCGCCAAGAGGAGAUUUGGGAGGAGGAUGACGAUGUCCCGACGUCACAUCGUCAACAGUCGAGUAGAAGGAGAAGACCAAUGCAAGACGAGGUACUGUCUGAUGAAAGCGCCGAUCGGCGAGUCAGGAAACCGAAGCACGGCAGACUUCGAGCAAGGCCAACGGAAAGAUAUGAUCAAAGGAUAAUGCAGUAAUCAAGACUUCAAAUCUAGUGGGUACAAUUUUCUAGCUAGGCAAAACCAGUGUGCGUACGAAGGUCUAAAGUAGCAUUAUGCAUUACACUUGCACGAUAAACGCUUGCCCAAUAAUAGAGUUCUUC